Oncorhynchus keta (chum salmon) is the source of this 1593-nucleotide messenger RNA. RefSeq names its product piggyBac transposable element-derived protein 4-like. NCBI's taxonomy places the organism in Eukaryota, Metazoa, Chordata, Actinopteri, Salmoniformes, Salmonidae. The record is from RefSeq and is a predicted model, not a curated record. The transcript has 3 exons. Bases 1 to 1593 code for a protein of 530 amino acids.
AUGGUCGUGCGUUUCACCGCAGCGCAGGUCCUAGAACAGAUCUUCUCCGUCGUCGACCUAGAAGACCACUCCUAUUCCGAUUCCGAUUCCGAGGAGGAAGAGGUUUCGGAAGAUGAAGACGCUGAGGAAUGCAACCCCGAGCGCAAGGCCGACCAGGCAUCCCGUAGGAAGCCCCCGAGGACGAACGCGAGGACGACCGCGAGGACUAACGCGAUGAAGCCCUCGAGGACGAACGCGAGGAUGAAGACGAGGACGAACGCAAAGACGAACACGAAGACGAACGCGAGGAAGAGAUGGUCCAGUGCGAUCUGCCACGCCGGGCCGGACGAUACUCCAGGCCCCACGGCCUACGGGUUGUCGCGCACCUGCGACAUCGUGUCCACCUUCCACCUGUUUGUCACACCAGAGAUAGAAAGGAUAAUUGUGGACAUGACGAAUCUGCACGGGGUGAGAAAAUACGGCGACAACGGCUGGCGAGCCAUGGACGCCACCGACCUGCGCGCCUGCAUAUGGCUGCUGAUCCUAGCAGGCGUCUACAGGUCCCAAGGCGAGGCCGCGGCCAGCCUGUGGGACGUGGAGAGCGGCAGGACCGUGUUCCGAGCCACCAUGCCGCUCAAGGUCUUUCACAGGUACUCGAGGCCGCUGCGAUUCGACUACCACCGGUCGAGACCCGCGAGGCUCGUCACAGACAAACUCGCAGCCAUACGAGAGGUCUGGGUCAGGUGGCAGGAGCGGCUGCCGGCCUUCUACAACCCGGGGCCCGAGGUGACGGUGGACGAGCAACUGGUCCCGUUCAGGGGUAUUGUGCAUGUGUGUGUGCGUGUGUGUGCGUAUGUGCGUUACAUCCCCAGCAAGCCGGCGAAAUACGGCAUCAAGUCGUGGGUGACCUGCGACGCAAAGUCCAGCUACGCUUGGAAGAUGCAAGUGUACACGGGCAAGGCGGCCGGCGGAGGCCCCGAGAAGAACCAGGGGAUGUGUGUCGUCCUCGAUCUGACAACGGGACUGAGCGGUUGCAACGUCACGUGUGACAAUUUCUUCACCUCCUACGAACUGGGACAGUGGCUCCUUGAGAGGAACCUCACCAUGGUGGGCACCGUGAGAAAGAACAAGGCCGAGCUCCCGCCGGCGCUGUUCGAGUCAAAGGGCAGACAGGUCCUGUCCUCCAGGUUUGCCUUCACACCCACUGCCACUCUACUGUCCUACCUGGCAAAGAAAAACAAGAAUGUGCUGCUUCUGAGCACGCUGCACACAGAGGCCCAAGUCAGCGAUCGCCGCGACAGGAAGCCGGCCCUCGUCCUAGACUACAACUGCAACAAGGGUGGCGUGGACAACCUGGACAAGGUGGUCAGCACGUACAGCUGCAGACGGAUGACUGCCCGCUGGCCCCUGGUCGUCUUCCACAACAUCCUCGACGUGUCCUCCUACAACGCUUUUGUCAUAUGGAUGCCUCGCAAGCAGAACAAGAGGAGGGUGUUUCUGGCGCCACUGCCCCGCGCGCUCCCCCGGCCACCGGGGCAAGUAAGAGGAAGAGGUGUCAGCUCUGCUCAUCGAAGAAGGACUCUCCAAGACACACACGGUGUGCUGCAGGUGUAA